Molecule: messenger RNA, 1131 nt
Organism: Elgaria multicarinata webbii
Lineage: Eukaryota; Metazoa; Chordata; Lepidosauria; Squamata; Anguidae
Product: serine protease 27-like
Exons: 6
Coding region: 1-1131 (376 amino acids)
Biological process (GO): proteolysis
Molecular function (GO): serine-type endopeptidase activity
Source: RefSeq, a predicted model, not a curated record
AUGGCGGCUCUCCUGGAAGACGGGCAGCUUGCCAGUGUCAGCAGAGGCUUUAGAGUGCCCUUCCUUACCUCUCCUUGCCUACAAGAAAAAGAAGAAGAAGCAAGCAGUAGCACUAUGGGGUGUGAAGGGCAAGGACCAGGGGGAAGAAGGAGAUUAAUGGGAUUGGCUUUGCUGAUGUUUCUACAGGCGAUGAUGGGUAAAUAUAUCCUAAUAAUCACCUCUUCUUCAGUAUGUGGAAAGCAGGGUUUUCUGAACCGGAUCGUAGGGGGGAAAGACUCCCAGGAGGGGGAAUGGCCAUGGCAGGUCAGCAUCAAGAUGAAUGGGGAGCAUCACUGUGGGGGGUCUCUCAUCACAGAUCAGUGGAUCGUCACAGCCUCACAUUGCUUCAAACAUUUCAGCACUCCAUCCAAUUUCACAGUGUUGCUUGGAGCACUGAAACUCUCAAAUCCAGGUCCUCAUUCCGUCACCGCUGCUGUAAGACAGAUCAUCCUCAAUCCUACCUACGACGGGCAUGUGAGGAGUGGAGACAUUGCCCUGGUACAACUGGAGCAGCCAGUGACAUUCUCCAAAUGGAUCAUUCCCAUCUGUGUCCCUGAUGCCAAUGUCAACUUCACCCCAGGACACAAGUGCUGGGUCACUGGUUGGGGAGAUGUGCAAGCCAGAGAUAGACACCAAACCUCUGAUAUACUAAAAAAGCUAGAGGUUCCCAUAAUCAGCACAAAGACCUGUAAUGCCCUCUACCUUCAGGACUCUGGACAGUCCAAGGGCACACUGGACAUUAAAAAGGACAUGUUAUGUGCCGGCUUUGCUGCUGGACGAUGGGAUGCCUGCCAGGGUGAUUCAGGAGGCCCACUGGCCUGCCGUCUGGAUGAUUGCUGGCUCCUUGCAGGCGUGGUGAGCUGGGGAGAUGGGUGUGCACAGAAGAACCGUCCUGGCGUUUAUGCCCGUGUCACAUCCUACCAGCCCUGGAUCCACAGCCUGAUACCAGAACUGGCCUUCACAAGCGUGAGCAACAAGAGCCAUGGGCCAAUUGUGAACAACAAAAGCACUAUCAACGGUGCAUCAACAGGCCAUUUUAGCCUCCCCUCCAUUGCCAUAGCCUGCGCCAUUUUGCUGCUAUCUUUUGACUAG